AAGAGAAACUAGACAAACUUAAGUUGACUUUUCUACCAUAAAAUAUUUCUCACCUAAUAAAAAGUGAUGCAGAUUUAACAUUCCUGUUUGUGUAUAAAAUUAUUAUUAUUAUAAAAUUAUAUUCAUACUAUUUUAGUGUUUGAGGUUAUUAAUUAAAAUGCAUAUUAAUUUCACAGAAACUUUAGAGUACACACCAUCCUGUGGAGAGAAAUCACGUAGUAGUGAUGUACGUAGUGCGUAUGAAGUUUCACCUCAAAGUUUUUCACAGUCUACAACAUCAAAAGGUUCUGUUAAAAUAACAAGUGGCACUACCCGAGAUUUCCUAUUGCAAGAAGCUACUCCUCGGCGAAUUUCACAGCCCUCCACGUCUAAAGAUUUGAAUAACUGUGUAGAAGGUCAAGGAAAAUCAAGUAAUAAUUUUAAUUAUUCAUCCAAUACUUAGCAAAACUUACUUUUUUCAAAUUAAAGGGUUUUCGGGUCAAUUUCUAAAAAAAAAAAUACAUUUUAAUGUUGUAUUUAGAUUAUGUGGUUUUUCAUUGUUUUAGUGUUUGAAAUACUUUUAACGAAUUUGCUGGAGAUUAAGCAACAAAAUAAAAUUCUAAUUAUUUUGGAAAAGAAAAAUACUGACAGAAACCCACAGUCUUUACCUGAAGAUUUAAAUAUAGAAUUUCCCAUUAGAAGUAGUCAUGAUCUAGAUAAAUUUGAAGCAUAUCUUUCAAAUCAAGAAAAUGUUGAAGGAGCUAAAGCUGUUGUAAGUACAUUUUAUUAAUUAAUUAUAUUUUGGAUGUAUUAUUAUACUUAAUAGUGUCAUUACACUACAUUUACUACUGAAUUCCCAGCUAGUGCAUAAAAAACCCCAUCUAUGUUAAUAAGCUGAAAUUCCGGGAUAUUUAAACUUGCAUGCAACAUACUUUUAACGUAACCCUUACAUCCCUGUAACUACCGAAUGUCUGCUUUAGCAAGACAUUUAUAGAACAUCUCAGAUGUUCAGAAGUGAAGUUUGAAAAACGACACACUAGCACUUUUACAGUACUUUUCCCUGAAAGUUGUUCUUUAUAGAUUUUAUAAUGUGAGUUAGUUAUACAGAAUUAAACAGUGUGUCCACGGAUAGACUUAACUGUACUUUUAAUUGAGAAAACGUACCAUUUACCAAAUAUAUUCAAACGCAUUAUUUAUUUAUAAAUUCUCAAGAAAAGACAAGAAAAAUUACAAUAAUUGACAAUAUUUUUUUAGGUUAUUUAAUUUGUCAUAAAUGAAAGCUACGUUCACAAUGCGCUGUUUACUAAACUUCUCUUGGAUACAUUUUUAUAGCAAAUUACAUAAUUACCUUUUGCUAACAUAAUAGGUAACAAAUAGAAGUUUUGCGAGGUUUUAUUUCUCUCAAAAACCUCUCAUGAACGUUACAUUUAUGUUGUUAUGUUAUUACGUUGCCUUAAAACAACAUCGCCAAAAGGCUUGGGAAUGUUAUGUGCUAGCUGGGUUAGUUCUUGACACAUGUUACUAUCUUCAGAAGAAAAUAAAGAUAGUCUUUGACAUGUCUUUCUGUAAUAUUUGUACCAUCCUAUGAAGAUAAGGACCAAUUUUUAUCUCCUUCAGAAGAUUGUAAAAAAUGGUCCUUGAAGUAGAUGUGGAGAAAAGUAAUUUGGUUCGACCAAAUAAAAGGUGUAGUGUGAGUGAAUAUAUAGGUAUGCAAACAUAUUUUUUUUAGGUGUUAUAUUGGUCUUCUCUUGGAGGUAAAGAUUGUGCUUCAAAAACAAACAGAAUCUUGAGAGAAGUACUGCAUGACUCAGUAGCAACGAAAUACAAUUUUUAUGGAAGACACUCAAAGAAACCUUUUUCGGAAUUAAAAAUCAAUUCAGAAAUUAUUAAUGCUGUUAAAAUAUCUUGUAAUACUUCUACAAGGGAGAUUGAAAACAUUAUAAAAAUUUGGUUGAAGCAUGCUCCUGAGAGAUUAAGAAAACAAGAAUUAAAAGAAGUACGAAAUCGUAAUAAUUAAUCAAGGUUAUUUUUUUUAUAAUACCUAAUUAAGUUACAUAUUUUUAUUUUAUAAAAUGUCGACUAGUCGAAAAGUAUAUUAUAAAGAAGUUGUAGGAGAUCGUCAAAUGUACAGAAGGGUUGCUAAUGAAGUUAAAAGUACAGUGGAAAUGUUAAAAAGCAUAUCUGAAAAUAAUUCAGAUGUAUCUGUAACUCAAUUUGAAGAUAAUGAAACAUGUACUAGUUUAUUAAAUGAUAGUAGUCAUAGUUCAAAUCAAUCUUUAUUUUCAAAUUCUAAUGUCUUUAGAACAAAAAAUAAUACUGAAAUUGAAAUGAAUUCUAAUUGUGUAACUUAUUCACCUGGAAUGGAUGCUUCUAGUAGUAGUAGAAGUAGUAGUAGUGAGACUACUGCUUCUAGUAGUAGUAGAAGUAGUAGUGAAACUAAUAAUUUGCAAUCUUCUUUAAGAGAAUGGGCCCUUCGGAACAACAUAACACUAUCAGGUAUUUCAGAAUUAUUACAUAUUUUAUUUCCACUUGAUUCAACACUGCCUUUAGAUGCCCGUACUCUAUUACAUACUCCCGUUUCAACAGUUGAUCAUAAACAGUUAGAUAAUGGCGAAUAUAUUCAUUUUGGGUUAAUUAAAAUAUUAAAACGAAUUAUAGUAAAAAUACCUUUUGGAAAUUCAGCUCCCAUUAUUAGUAUUUCAUUCAAUAUAGAUGGAAUACCUGUGUUUUCCAACAACAAUUCACCAAUUACUUUUUGGCCAAUACUAGGACUUAUUAAAAAUGUAGGUAUUAAACAAAAAUGUUUUGUCAGAGGUGUUUUUUGUGGUAAAGACAAGCCAAAACCGAUAAAUAUUUUUUUAAACGAUUUUGUUCAAGAGGUUUCAUUUCUUGUAAAGAAUGGUUUACAUUGUAAUGGCAAAAUGUAUUCUGUAAAAAUUCAUAGUUUCAUUUGUGACGUUCCAGUAAAGGCAUAUCUUAAGUGUAUUAAAGGACACAAUGGUUAUUCUUCCUGUGAUAGGUGUACAGUUGUUGGGCAGUAUGUUAACAGGCAUAUGAUUUUUGAUAGUAUGACUUCCCAAAAACGUACAAGUGAAUCAUUUUUGCAACAAAGAGAUGGUGACCAUCAUAAUUCUGUUUCACCAUUAGUCUCUUUACCAAUUGAUUUUAUUAACAUAUUUGUAAUUGAUUACAUGCAUUGCGUUUGUUUAGGUGUGGUAAAAAAAAUGAUUAAUUCUUGGAUACAAGGUAAAUUUUAUAAUGUCCGUUUAAAAGCAAGGGAUAUUACUCUUCUUUCUGAUUAUUUAACUAAUUUAUGUACUGCUCUUCCCGAUGAGUUUAACAGGAAGCCUUCUAAAAUAACAGAAAUAUCGUAUUGGAAAGCAACUCAGUUUAGAACGUUUUUGCUUUACCUAGGUCCCAUUGUAUUAAAAGAAUUUAUGGAUAUAGCUGUGUAUGAACAUUUUCUAUUAUUACAAUCUGCAAUGUCUAUUUUAUUGUCUAAGAGACAUUUAAAUAUGCUAGGUUGUGAUUUAGCAGAGAAAUUUUUAUGUAUUUUUGUUAAACAUUCUAAGCAUCUCUAUGGUUUAGAUUUCCUUGUUCAUAAUGUACAUUCGUUGAUUCAUAUAGUUGAUGAUGUACGACUCUAUGGGGUUUUAGAUAAUAUUUCAGCCUUCCCUUUUGAAAAUCAUUUGCGGGCAUUAAAAAGAUUAAUACGAUCUGCUAAUAAACCAUUAAAGCAACUUUAUCGUCGGUUAAUUGAAUUAAAUCAAAUUAAUAAAAACGCAGAACCAAAGGAUGUUCAAUUGAAUUCAAAUUGGAGGCACAGUCGAGGCCCAUUGCUCUCGCGUACAGGCUCUAAACAGUACAACAAAAUUUUCUUUCAAAAUGUGAAGUUUUGUACUUAUUACUAUUCACGAAACAAUUCUUAUUGUCUUUCAGAAGAAAAAAAAGUCUUGCAAAUACAUAAUAUUUUGGUAUACUCUGAAACUAAUAUCAUAUUUAUUUGUAAACAGUUUCUAUCUUACAAAUCCUUAUUUACUUAUCCUUUUGAUUCAAGUAAUUUGCAAAUUUUUGUUGUUGACAAUUUAUCUGUUCUGAUAGAAAUAAAUAUAACCGACAUUCUAACAAAGUGUAUCGUUUUUCCCCUUAAAGAUAACACCUUAGCAUCGUUUCCAUUGUUGCAUAAUAUCUAUACAGCCUAAGUUAAUAUAAGAAAAUAUAUGCAAAAAUACAAUAACUAUCACAUUAAUGAAUAAAUACCAAAUAAACCACACAUUAAAAAAACAACAAUCAAUAAAUAAUUAUAACAAAAAUUCGAAAGAGCUUUUUUAAAUAACGAACUAUAGUCAUAAUGAUACUUCCCAUGUAGUGGUUCCAUAAUUUAGUAAGUACUUAUACAUGUUAAUUGAAUUUUUUUAAAUGCUGUAAUUGCAACAGUAUUCCCAUAUAAAAUAUUUACUGCUAUUUUUAGUAAAAGAAAAACUUUAAGCAACUUUUCUGACUUACAUUUUUUCAGAAUGAUCUGCACAACUAAGUUUUUAAAUAGUUUUUUUUAUAUUGUAACUAAAGUGUACUUUUAA
Messenger RNA from Psylliodes chrysocephalus, 4559 nucleotides. The record is from the annotation of a GenBank genome assembly. Lineage: Eukaryota; Metazoa; Arthropoda; Insecta; Coleoptera; Chrysomelidae.